AUGGCGUCUUCGCUCGGUGCGGCUUUCCGCUCCCUCUGGCACGAUCUGACCAGCUACGACCGACACUCUACCGUUGACUCUCCCCACCGAACCGGUCGACACGUUCCUCUGAACCGCCAGAGUGGCAUCCUCACCUCCGUCGCGACCGCCUCCGAGUCCCGUGCCGAUGUCUCCUCCCCCUUCACGGAAGACUACAACAGAUUCUCCCGCGAUAACAACUACCUAGGCGGUGGCAUGCCCUAUACCCCGACCAGCCCCAACCCUUCGGCGCCCUACUCUCCAGGCAUGAGGUCUCAAUCUGCCCGUCGCGAGAGCCGGGUGGAUGGCUUCGAGCUGCAAAGUCCAGGGGAUGUCCCCAUGCAGUCUUUCCAGGACGGUUCCCCUCCUCCGCCUCCAGUUUCCCAUUCGUGGAAGAAGAUCGACGCUUGGGCCGAAGAGCACUAUCCCGAGCUCUUUGAUCAGCUCUGCGAGGGCUGCACAGACAACGAUCUCAACGAGUUGGAGCAUCAACUGGACUGCUCCCUGCCCCUCGACGUGAGGGAAUCGUUAAUGAUUCAUGACGGCCAAGAACGACUGGGCUUGCCCACCGGCAUCAUUUUCGGCUCCAUGCUGCUUGACUGUGAGGAAAUGGUUCAGGAAUGGGAUCAAUGGCGCAAGGUCAACCAAGAGUUUCUCUCAGAAGCGGCCUACGCCAGGCCCGCCGCUCUGCCCAAGGCUCUCGGCAGCAGUAGCGAGGCCUCGUCUUCCAAGACACCGGCCUCGCCCGCUGCCGCGAACAACGGUUCGUGGCGCCAGGACCUCAUCGCUCGCCAGGAGAGCGUCCCUCCCAACGCCAUCCAGCGCUCUUACGCCCACCCGGCUUGGAUUCCUCUCGUGCGCGACUGGGGUGGAAACAACCUGGCUGUGGAUCUCGCUCCUGGCCCCAACGGAAUAUGGGGACAGAUUGUUCUCUUCGGCCGCGAUUACGAUACCAAGUACGUUAUUGCUCGAUCUUGGGCCCAUUUCCUUGCCACGGUUGCGGACGACCUCUCCAGUGGCAAGUGGUUCGUGGAUGAGGAGACCAACGAGCUCAAGUUACGGGAGUUUAAGGAGACGCGUGUUGAGCCUCCCUACUUCGGCAUUCUGCGAUGGCGCAUGGACCAGAAGUAUGGCCGUAGAGCCGCGAAGCGCAAGUCCGUCGUACCCUCCAACAAAGGCGGUUCUCCGGCAGGAUCUGGCGCCAACUCCCCGUACACGAGCCCGACGGCCGAGCCCAACGGCGAACAACGAGGAAGAUCGAUGCAGCGAUUGGGGGGCACCUCUCCGAUGGCCAGCCCCAUUCGCCCUGGCUACGGGAAGUCCAGCCCCCUCGCACGAGUGGCCGAGGAAUCCGCCCUACCGGAGCUGGAGACCAACGGCCUCAAGCAGCCCACGAAGCUCGUCGAAGUCGAAACUCCACGACCGAGCGAGGACAACGGCAAGGGUUCGCGCGUGUCGCUCUUGGCGCACGUUGAACCCGCCGAGGGCGAAGGCAAGGAGAACCAGAACCCCGUCAGCAACACAAACGGCAAGGCCAACGGGAAGCAGGCCGAGGUAUCGGAGGAGCCGAUGAAGGAAAUCGAGAUAUAA
Messenger RNA from Colletotrichum graminicola M1.001, 1608 nucleotides. RefSeq names its product SMI1/KNR4 family protein. Gene Ontology annotation, biological process: cell wall biogenesis; regulation of fungal-type cell wall biogenesis. Gene Ontology annotation, cellular component: mating projection tip. Lineage: Eukaryota; Fungi; Ascomycota; Sordariomycetes; Glomerellales; Glomerellaceae. The record is from RefSeq and is a predicted model, not a curated record. The transcript is spliced from 3 exons. The coding region runs from base 1 to 1608 and encodes 535 amino acids.